AUGGGGAACUGCUGCUGGACGCAGUGCUUCGGACUCCUCCGCAAGGAAGCUGGGCGGCUGCAGCGUGUAGGAGGCGGCGGAGGAUCCAAGUAUUUUAGAACAUGCUCAAGAGGUGAGCACUUAACUAUAGAGUUUGAGAAUCUAGUAGAAAGUGAUGAAGGAGAAAGCCCAGGAAGCAGUCAUAGGCCUCUUACUGAGGAAGAAAUUGUUGACCUGAGAGAGAAGCAUUAUGAUUCCAUUGUUGAAAAACAGAAAGAUCUUGAUAUGAAAAUCCAAAAAGAGUUAGCCUUACAAGAAGAGAAGUUAAGACUAGAAGAAGAAGCUUUAUACGCUGCACAGCGUGAAGCAGCCAGGGCAGCAAAGCAGCGAGAGCUCUUGGAGCAAGAAAGGCAGAGAGUUGUGCAGCGAUGCCGUGCUUCCAACAAUGGAGACUAUCAAAGUCCAGGACCAGAAGAUGACUUUGAAUCUUGUUUGAGAAAUAUAAAGUCACAGUAUGAAGUUUUUCGAAGUAGUAGGCUCUCAUCAGAUGCCACAGUUCUGACACCGAAUACAGAAAGCAGUUGUGAUUUAAUGACCAAAACUAAAUCAACUAGUGGAAACGAUGACAGCACAUCUUUAGAUCUAGAAUGGGAAGAUGAAGAAGGAAUGAAUCGAAUGCUCCCAAUGAGAGAACGUUCCAAAACAGAGGAAGACAUUCUUCGGGCAGCACUGAAGUAUAGCUGCAAGAAGACUGGAAGUAAUCCUACAUCAGCCUCUGAUGAUUCCAAUGGGCUGGAGUGGGAGAACGAUUUUGUUAGUGCCGAAAUGGAUGAUAAUGGCAAUUCCGAGUAUUGUGGAUUUGUAAAUCCUGUAUUAGAACUGUCCGAUUCUGGUCUAAAGCAAUAUGAUUCAGAUCAACAAAAACGAUAGGAAAACAUUGUGUGAUCUUGUUUAUCAGUUAUGACCAAAUGUUAUAAACCAACUAGAAUGUAUAAAUGGUUGUGCUGAGCCUUUUU
Messenger RNA from Budorcas taxicolor (takin), 995 nucleotides. It is a transcript of the gene AP1AR, whose product is annotated as adaptor related protein complex 1 associated regulatory protein. Bases 1 to 909 code for a protein of 302 amino acids. Gene Ontology annotation, molecular function: AP-1 adaptor complex binding. Gene Ontology annotation, biological process: regulation of Arp2/3 complex-mediated actin nucleation; negative regulation of cell motility; negative regulation of substrate adhesion-dependent cell spreading. The record is from RefSeq and is a predicted model, not a curated record. Lineage: Eukaryota; Metazoa; Chordata; Mammalia; Artiodactyla; Bovidae. The transcript is spliced from 10 exons.